Molecule: messenger RNA, 1281 nt
Organism: Exophiala dermatitidis NIH/UT8656
Lineage: Eukaryota; Fungi; Ascomycota; Eurotiomycetes; Chaetothyriales; Herpotrichiellaceae
Product: glutaryl-CoA dehydrogenase
Exons: 1
Coding region: 1-1281 (426 amino acids)
Biological process (GO): fatty-acyl-CoA biosynthetic process; fatty acid beta-oxidation using acyl-CoA dehydrogenase
Cellular component (GO): mitochondrial inner membrane
Molecular function (GO): fatty-acyl-CoA binding; glutaryl-CoA dehydrogenase activity; flavin adenine dinucleotide binding
Source: RefSeq, a predicted model, not a curated record
AUGUUGGCCCGAUCUAUAUGCCGUCAAACGGCGCGGGCACGCUUUGUUAUGGCAGCCCGACCUACGUCUCGCAGACACGCCAGUUCUGCAGUCGCUUUCAAAUGGGAAGACCCUCUCAACCUGGCCAAUUUCCUGACCGAGGAGGAAAGAGCCAUUGAAGAAACGGCACGCUCUUACUGCCAGGAACGACUGCUCCCGCGGGUUCUGGAGGCGUACCGCAAAGAAGAAUAUGAUAAAAACAUCCUCAAAGAGAUGGGAGAACUAGGUCUACUAGGUGCUACAAUUCAAGGUUACGGUUGCGCAGGUGUCAGCAACGUUGCUUCAGGAUUGAUUACUAGGGAAGUGGAAAGAGUGGACUCAGGAUAUCGUUCAGGCAUGUCCGUUCAAAGCUCGCUCGUGAUGGGCCCUAUACACGAGUUUGGAACCCAAGAGCAAAAAGACAGAUGGCUUGAGAAGCUAGGGAAAGGACAACUCGUGGGUUGUUUUGGUCUGACAGAACCAAACCACGGGUCCGACCCUGGUUCGAUGGAGACGACUGCGAAGCCUCACCCAUCGAAGGAAGGAUACUACUCUCUUUCCGGAGCCAAGACGUGGAUCACCAAUUCGCCCAUCGCCGAUGUCUUGGUAUUGUGGGCGAAACUUCAGGAGACGGGCAAGAUUCGAGGUUUCGUGAUUGAGAGAGAUCAGUGCCCGCCCGGCACCCUGGAAACACCUCAAUUGAAAGACAAGAACGGGCUAAGGGCGUCUAUUACUGGUAUGAUCCAGCUGGAUGAAUGUCCCGUGCCCAAGGAGAACAUGUUCCCAGACAUUGAAGGACUGAAGGGACCCUUCUCGUGCCUCAACUCGGCUCGGUUUGGCAUUGCGUGGGGUACAAUGGGCGCCCUGGAAGACUGCAUAAGUCGAGCUCGAGAAUACGCAUUGGAAAGGAGGCAGUUCAAGAACAACCCCAUCGCCAAAUAUCAGCUUGUGCAGAAGAAGCUCGCCGAUGCCCUGACAGAUGCCGCAUUCGGCUUGGCCGCGGCCUACCAGGUCGGGAGGUUGAAGGAUGAAGGCAAGGUCACACCAGAGAUGAUCUCCAUGAUCAAGAGACAGAACUGUGACCGAGCCCUUGUCAAUGCUCGCCAUUUACAGGAGAUCUUUGGCGGCAACGCUGUUAGCGACGAGUAUCACAUCGGAAGGCAUGUUGCCAAUCUGUUUGUUACGCAGACCUACGAAGGACAAAGCGAUAUUCAUGCUUUAAUAUUGGGAAGAGCCAUUACGGGGAUCCAAGCAUUUGUGUAA